This is a messenger RNA of Durio zibethinus, 2958 nucleotides long. Lineage: Eukaryota; Viridiplantae; Streptophyta; Magnoliopsida; Malvales; Malvaceae. The record is from RefSeq and is a predicted model, not a curated record.
UUAGGUGACUUAUGUGGCACAAAUUAAACUUGAAUGACCUGUAAACAGUUACCUGUUGUGAAAUUUAUUUACCCAAGCGAUAGAAUAAAACUGAAACCAAAAGACAUUGCCUUAAGUCUGGCCGAAGCACUUCCAAUUAAAUACCAAAAAAAAAAAAAGGAAAAAACUCACUUUGAAACCAAAAAGGUUGUUGAAACAAAGCUUGCCAUCUCUCUCUCUUCUGGCAGUCAGUCUUCUCUUCUUCCCUUCAUGAUUUUCGCCUUUCCAACAGGACAUUGGUUUUGUGCAUGAACAAGUAAGGAUGGAGAAAAAUGAAGUGGGUAUUUCCUGGUUUUGAAGAAAAAGGGGAAAUUUUUGGUUGAAAGGCCUGAUUUUUUGUGUAAUUUUGGUUCACGUAGGAGCUUGUUUUUGUGCAUAAACAAGUUAAGGUGGGAUAGAACUGCAGUGGAUAUCUCUUGGUUUUGAAGAAAAAAAAGGAAUUUCGGUUGAAAGGCUUGAUUUUUGUUUGUAAUGGAAGGAGGGCUAGGUGGAAACACUGUUCCACCAAAUUCAUGUGAUAAAUCUAAAGUUUUGGAUGUAAAACCACUACGUACCUUGAUUCCUAUAUUCCCGGAGGCGUCUGAUGGUCCUCCUUUUGUUUGUGUGCCUCCUAAUGGCCCUUUCCCAUCUGGGUUUUCGCCAUUUUUCCCGUUUAGUGGACCACAAGGAUCCCGAUCUACACCUGACAUUAACCAAAAUGGCUUCAAUUCAACUCCUCUGCCGAUUCGGUCAUUUAGAGCAGAACCAUCAACUUCUAAUGGCCAAAAUGUGUCAUAUGGCAGUCAUAAACUCAAAUCAACUAGGUCAAGAUCCGUUAAAAAGAAAGCCAAGAGGAGCAAAUAUUCCGAGUUUGCGUUAACUGCUCUUACUAAUUUCAAUCCUGGAAUUAGUUUAUCUGAACGAGAUGAUGGUAACAGGGAAUUGGUUGAAAAUGUGCUUUUGAAGUUUGAUGCACUUAGGAGAAAGCUUAGCCAAAUGGAAGAUGCGAAGGAAUCACAUUCUGGGAUUGUUAAGCGUGCAAACUUAAAAGCUGGCAACAUAAUGUUGAGCAAAGGGGUGCGGACUAAUAUGAAAAAGAGAAUUGGGGUUGUUCCCGGUGUUGAAAUUGGGGACAUUUUCUUCUUCCGGAUGGAGUUGUGUUUAGUGGGCUUGCAUUCUCAGACCAUGGCUGGGAUUGACUACAUGGUUAUCAAGGAUGAUUUAGAGGGAGAGCGAUUGGCUUUAAGCAUUGUUUCAUCUGGAAGGUAUGAUGAUGAUGCUGAAGAUCCUGAUGUUUUGGUAUAUAGUGGUCAAGGUGGGAAUGCCAGUAGAGAUAAAGAAGCAUCUGAUCAGAAGCUUGUGAGGGGCAAUCUUGCUUUGGAAAGGAGCUUGCAACGAGCCAAUGAAGUUAGAGUCAUUCGGGGUGUGAAGGAUGAUCUCCAUCAAUCAUGUAAGGUCUAUGUAUAUGAUGGGCUUUACAAGAUCCAAGAGUCAUGGAUGGAGAAAGGGAAAUCAGGUUGUAAUAUGUUCAAGUAUAAAUUGGUAAGGAUCCCUGGGCAGACAGAUGCUUUUGCUACUUGGAAAUCCAUUCAGAAGUGGAAAGAAGGUCUGUCUUCAAGGGCUGUACUUAUUCUUCCUGACCUCACUUCAGGUGCGGAAAGCACACCUGUUUCACUUGUAAAUGAGGUUGAUGAUGAAAAGGGGCCUCCUCAUUUCACAUAUUCCUCUACUGUCAAAUAUCCAAAAUCAUUCAAAUUAGUGCAACCUUCUUUUGGCUGCAAUUGCCUUGAUACGUGCCAAGCAGGAAAUUCUAACUGCUCCUGCAUUCAAAAAAAUGGAGGUGAUUUCCCUUACACUGCCAAUGGGAUUCUAGUUUGUGGAAAACCCAUGAUAUAUGAAUGUGGUCCCUCAUGCCUUUGCUUUCGUAACUGCAAAAACAGACUUCUACAGACUGGUUUUAAAGUUCACUUUGAAGUUUUUAAGACCAAAGAUAGGGGUUGGGGUCUGCGGUCAUGGGACCCUAUUCGUGCAGGUACAUUUAUUUGUGAAUACGCAGGUGAAGUUAUUGACAAAAUUAAGGCCAGGCAGGAUGGGGGAGAUGGUGAAAACAAUGAGUAUGCUUUUCAUACAAACCGUCUGUAUGAAUCCUUCAAGUGGAAUUGUGAAACUGAGGUACUAGGAGAGGGAAGUUCUGACACUACUGAAUGUUUUGAUAUUCCAUCUCCCCUAAUUAUAAGUUCAGAGAACAGUGGAAAUGUAGCUCGAUUUAUGAAUCAUAGUUGCUCACCAAAUGUUUUCUGGCAGCCAAUCACGUAUGAACAUAAUAAUGAAGCUUUUCUCCAUAUUGCUUUCUUUGCAAAGCGACAUAUUCCUCCAAUGACAGAGUUGACAUACGAUUAUGGUAUUCGACGCUCGGAUGAGACUGAAAGUAACAAUGUGGAAUAUGGAAGAAAGAAAUGCUUAUGUGGAUCACCAAAAUGCCGAGGUUAUUUUUAUUGAGGUUUAGGCUGAGUACCUGUAUUCGGUAGAGAAGCAGAACUUUUGGCUUUCUGAACGAGGUAUGGGAUCUUGCUCAUCUUUGUCUAAUCAUGUAACUAUAUAUGCAUUUCCUUUAGUGUUUACAGCUUCUACUAGGGAUGCAGAUUAUUCUUAUGCCAUUACAUGCAGAAGAACUGGCAACGAAUGCAGACCAUGUCUGAUGGUGUUUUUUGUAGUCUACAUUGCAGGAAGUCUGUUUAUGAUUCAGUAAAAUACUUGGUAUUUCUCUUUAUUGUUGUUUAACUGUCUUUGACUCUUUGCCAAUGAAGGGGGCUGUUUCAAGUUUUUGUUCUCUCAAGUAAAAUGAUUUUGUCAUACUCAAAAAAUUUCUAGAUGAAAAGUAUGUUCCCAUUUUGUGCAUUUCACAUUCACAUCAAAGGUGCAUUCAAGGUAAGGUUAGAG